Messenger RNA from Mytilus californianus (California mussel), 1988 nucleotides. RefSeq names its product synaptogenesis protein syg-2-like. The record is from RefSeq and is a predicted model, not a curated record. Gene Ontology annotation, cellular component: membrane. The coding region runs from base 318 to 1502 and encodes 394 amino acids. Lineage: Eukaryota; Metazoa; Mollusca; Bivalvia; Mytilida; Mytilidae. The transcript has 8 exons.
GCCAGAGACUGUCACACGGUAAUACAUCUUAUAGUGGACGAUUAGAACUUUAUCAUGGCGGACAAUGGGGAACUGUUUGUGAUGACGGAUUUGGAGAUAAUGAGGCAUCUAUAGUUUGCAGAUAUUUAGAACUAUCUUGGAAUGGACGUUUUUCCUACGAGUUUAAAGAUUGGAGUGGUUCAAACUACCUACUAGACGACAUUGUCUGUACCGGACGAGAGUCAAGUAUAUUAAAAUGCAGACACACGUCCUGGAAUACUUACAACUGUGACACCACGCAUAGAGAAGAUGUUGGUAUUCAAUGCUCACCAGAUGAGAUGGCUCUAACACUUGAAGGUGGAAAUAAGCCUAAUGAAGGAAUCGCUCAGAUUAUGUUGUGGAAGCAAAGAAUCAAUAUAUGCAGCUUGGGAUUCGACAAAAAAGAUGCAAUCGUCUUUUGUCGGGAAUUAAACAGUAAUUACCGACAUGUUAUAGUAGUAUCAAGGCAUACAUACAAUACAUCAUCAGAUGACAUAUACCAAGAAACUUUCCACUGUACUGGUAAUGAAACAAAGCUUGUACACUGUCCUCGCUUCUCUGUAAGAUGUCCAAGUGACUCUAAAGCAGCUAUCGUCUGUGAUCCAACACCUUCUUCAGUGAAGUUAGAAGUACCAUCUCCUAUGAUAGUUAAUGAACCUGCGAACAUAACAUGCUCUGCCACCGGCGGUAGUCCAGUGCCUGAUAUUUGGUGGAACUGUUGUAAUAAUGACAACGCUACAAAUGUGAUAUUGUCUGAGAAUCAGGUCAUGUCAGUUUUAGAAUUUAUGCCUUCAAGGGAGUGUAAUGCAGAAACAUGUACAUGUUUUGUUCAUCAUAAUGAGACGACGUUUCCCGAAAUUCAAAAAGCAGAAAACCUUGUAGUGUAUUAUCCAGUAAGAGUUGAUUUAAAUGUAACAGUGCCAAUUCUGAUUGAACAUCAACCAGACAUUUUGACAUGUGAGGCUUCUGACGGAAAUCCUUUGCCAGAUAUUUGGUGGACAUGUAGUGGAAUACCAUAUGAUAAUGUUACAUCGAUUAUCACACAUAAUUCAUCUACUUCAAUCUUGUAUAUGACGCCAACUGCCGAUUACCAUAAUAAAACGUGUACCUGCAUCGGGAAGCAAAAUAACACAACAUUUGAAGAAAUUUCCAAAACAUCAGUGUUGCAUGUGUUAUAUUCAGUUAAUGAGAUGACAGUGUCUUCCACUGACCUUUUGGCUGGACUCCGAUCUUAUCUCAUUUGCCGGGUUGCAGGUGGUAAUCCAAAACCAGAUGCAAAAUGGUUUUGUGAUGGCGAAUUGCAAAAUUUUUUUUCAAUAAGAUCACCAGACGCCGUCUUAGCACUAAUGUCAUUUAUUCCAACUGCAGCUCAUGAAGGCAAGCGAUGUACAUGUGUUGUAAGCCAGCCUGGAACAAAUUUCAACGAAAUUUCACAGUCAUUGGUUCUUCGUGUAACACAUGAUUCAACGAGCACAGGAGAAUGAAUCAAGGAAAUGCAAGUGAAUCGUGAUCAAAAUUUAACUACCAUAGAAAUUGUUAUAUAGAGGACAAAUAGCAAAGGAACAAUUAAUGUGAAAAAUUUUAUGCAUUUAAUUUUUAUUGUUUUUUUUUAUUGUCAAACAUACUAUAUGACAAAGGAGAAGGUUUAAUAAGGCUACGUUCUCGGGUUCUUGAUUACAAAAAUGAAAGAAGUAUUAUACAUAUAUAUAUCUUAUUUUAUCAUGUUUGUCUUAGUAUUUCUAAUUUUGUCUUAUGACAGCACAUUCAGCUGUUCACAACAGACCUGGGGUCAAUUACAUGAAAAAGCAGUUGAUUACAUUUCAAUUACAUACUUAUUUUACAAUUUUGAAAUGUUAUUAAUUAUUUUGCAUCUGCAUGUCAAUAAUGUUUGUGCUGAAGACCUUAUUAUAUCAUGAUAUGUGAUCCAACUAGUAUUAUAAUAUUUUUGCAAUAAAUUAGUAUGUUUAUAA